UCUGAUAUCCUGAAGACAUUCACCCAAGGAGAUACAGUAAAUUUGCAAUGCCUCAUGUCAGGUGAAGUUGGAAACUACUACGGGUUCAAACUGACAGUGGGACAAGCUCCAGUGAUGAUUGUAUCUAUUUAUGCUCACUCUGGAAGUCCAACAUUUUAUAGGGAGUUUGACAACAACCCUUGGUUCGCUGCAGAGAAGAACAGGGACAGUUCCCUUUCAGUCGGUCACUCUGUAUAACAUACUAUGGGGAGUCAAUUACCAAUCAUAUUCACCUGAAGAAAACUAAAAACACACCCAACGGGCCAAUGAAUGCAGAGCACGCCCUCGGAAGCCCCGCCUUCCUGGCUAAAACACCUGUGCUCGCAUUCAUUUCCUAAAAUCUUCGCUCUUCAGUUCGCCUGAAGGAGAACAUGUCACGCAAUUUACAAAUAUUUCAAGCACAUGAAGACUACUAAAUUCGGCUCCAACUUAGAUGUCUGUUAGUGGGGAGAGAAUUCUCAUACCCCUAGUUGCGAGUUCGGGUCUUGGUAUCAGUCUUUGUGUUUCCUAAAAGCUAGCUACUUUCUGCUCUGCUUGUGUAGCUAAUGCUUCUUUGCUUGGGUAGGAUUUGUGUUUGCUAAAAGCCUACCACUUCUGCUCUGCUUGAGUAAGAUGGCCAGUGGUAAGAGUAAGUUCAAAAAGGCUAAACAGCCGGUUUUGAGACUCAGACGGUGCCCUAGGGCAUGUGAUUUAAUAAUGAAAAUUAAAGAUACUCACAAGUGAUGUCCUGUUUGCCUGUAACUGUGUUACAGUGGCCUCAGGGCUGCCGGAGAUGGGGAGAGGGGGGCUGUUUGUUUCCCGCCUGUAAUGCAGGGGACUGGAGUUCAAUUCCCUGAUGGGCAUCCCAGCCAAGCAAUGGCUAGCUGGAUGGGUUCUCUGCUUCCGUGAAGGUGUUUGGGAACUGUAUUCUGGAAAGCUACAUUGAUGGACGCUCUUAUCCAGAGCGACUUGCAGUAGUGAGUGUAGAUGACAAUGUAUGGGAGGUUGGCUGCGUGCUCCACCCAGUGGGCCAAUAUUCUGAUGUCCCCGUGGGUGUGUCCUAGCAUCUGUUUUAAGAGAGGAGAUUUCCUCCCUUCUUUGGAAGCGAGCUAUCCGGGUGAUUCCUGUGUCGGAAGUACAGAGCGGUUGGUACAGCUGGUCUUUCCUAGUUCCUAAGAGCAAUGGAACGCUGCAUCUCAUCCUGGACUUGAGUGGUUUGGACAAACCACUCAAGGUGCUCACGCAUUGGUGCGUCCAAGCGAUUGGUUAAUGUCCAUUGAUCAGAGCAUGCAUAUUUUUGUGUGGCUAUACAUCCUCACCACAGAAGGUUUCUGAGGUUUCAUUUCGAGGGUGUGGCUUACGUGUUCCUGGUCCUGCCUUCAGACACUCCCUGUCACCCGCACCUUUGCUAUGGUGGCGAGGCAGCUUUGGCACCAUCCUGUGUCAGGGGAUCAGAAUAUUGGCCUGUCUGGAUGAUUGGCUGGUCAUAGCGGAGUUGAGGGAUCAGGUGAAUCUUCACACUGUUUUCUGAUAUUUGGUCUCUGGGUUCAUGGUGACUCACAGGUAAAGUUGUCUGACACGUUCAGUUUUCUGGGUCUCGUUCUGGACUCGGUUCCAUUAACUCCUUGGAGAAGCCCGCGACUGCUGUCACAGUGAGUUCCCAUGGGCCGGGUAAUGUCCCGAAAGGUGAUCGCAACAGAGUCAUCCUCACUGGGAUGGGGAGCACUGUGUGUGGGCUACUCGGAAAGGGGGGUUUGGUCGACAGCGCUAAGGGCGCUGCAAAUCAAUUACCUGCAGCUACUUGCAGUUUUUCUGGCGCUGAGGCAUUUUCUUCCGAUAUUGGAGGGGCAGCAUGUGUUGGUAAGGUCUGACAACAGGACGGCGGUGACGUACAUCAGGGAGACGUGGUCUCUCUCUCUCUCUCCCUCUCCUGAACCUGGCCCGUUAUCUGCUCAUAAGGAGCAGUGUGCAUUUCUUGUCACUCAGCCCGACAUACCUUUCCGGAUCUCUCAAUGUGGGUGCGGAUCUACUUUCCUCUCUCAAUGGAGUGAAGACUUCACCCCUCGGUGGUUGCCCAGAUAUGGGAUCGGUUCAGCAAGGCCAAUGUAGAUCUUUACGCAUUGCGAGAAAAAGCGCCUCCUGUGCUUCUCAAUGAGGGAUCUGGACGAUCCGUAGGGAACGGAUGCUUUGGUGCAUCAGUGACCUCGGGCUCGGCUUUAUGCUUUUCCUCUUUGGAGAGGGUCCAACAGGAGGGUCUGUUGUUGAUUUCUGGGGGCUCCCCUUUGGCCGAGACAACCCUGGUUCGCAGAGAUCAUCCGCCUGUUAGGCAGGGACCCGUGGAGAGUUCCGUGUCGUCUGUAUCUUUUGUCCAAGGUGCACAGGAGUGUUUGGCAUCCACGACCACAGAUAUGGAAUCUUUGGGUUUGGCUGAAAUUGACGGCUAGGGGUUUACCCUCGAAUUUGAUUAUGACUAUACAGUUGGCGUGAAUGCCCUCUACGAGGGGGUUGUAAACGUAUAAUUGGAGUGCGUUUGAGGGUUGGUGUCAGAUUAAAGGAGUUUCUCCUUUUCAGAGCUCUAUUGUGGUGUUCUUGCAAGAGCUUUUUGAGCAGGGCUUUUCCUUUUCUACAUGGAUAGUUUAUAUGGCAGCCAUCUCGGCGUGUCAUGUAGGGAUUGAUGGCUCUACCCCGGGGUCUCAUCCUCUGGUGGUGCAGUUCCUGAAAAACGAGCAUCACUCAGACCAGUGUCUAAGCCUUUGGCACUGACCUGGGACCUGGCUUUGGCCCUGGCUACUCUGUGUGAGCCUCAUUUUGAAACAUUGGAGUCUGUGGACCUGGAGGUCCUUUCCCACAAGUCUGCCCUGCUCAUGGCCAUUGUGGAAAUAUCCACGCGCUAUAAGUACACCCUCCCUGUUUGGAGUUUGCGACUGGCGACUCCAAGGUGAUGUUACGUCCUAAUGCAGCUUUUGUUCCUAAGGUUAUGCGUAUAUCUUACAGGUUUCUAGCUUUCGAGGUGUUACCCUUUUCAUCUCCUACGUUUGCUUCUAGUGAGCAACGAUGGUUGAGUUGCCUGUGACUAUUGCGUGCUCUGCGCGAGUAUAUAGAUCGGCGCUCUGCGCCCGUAUAUAGAUCAGCUCAAGGAUAUCUGCAUUUGUCACCAGCUAUUUGUCUGUUUUGCUAAUCCAUUUCGGGGUAAGGUACUUUCUAAACAGCGUCUUUCUCUUUGGUUUGUGGAGGCUAUCUCCUUGGUGUAUGACAGCAAAGGGCAUGGUUUGCAUAGCGUUGUGUGUGCUUACUCCACUAGGGGUGUGGCAGCUUCUUGGGCAUUGUUCAGGUGCAUAGCGAUUGGUGAUAUCUGUGCUGCAGCAAGUUGAAGUUCACCACAAGCCUUUGUGAGGUUUUAUCGCUUGGACGUAACUGCUCCCAGUCUGGCUCAUAGUGUUCUUAUGGCUGUGUCUGGGAGUUAGGAAGCGCGCCGGUUACGCACUCUUAUCCGGGUUACCACAGUUUCCCUGUGGGUUUGAGCCUUGGGCUGCCAUGGUUCGGCAAUGAGGCAGCGUGCAAAUGCGCAUUAUCAAGUGACAGCAGGUGCCCUGUUGUUUUUUUGGACUCCUUGUGUGAGUUCAGGCAUUCCAGACUCCUCAGGAGCCUUUUUGGAACCGGUAGGGUCUAUGGACUUGUUCGUGGUCGAAGUUAGGCAGCAUUAUGUCCAGGUUACCACAGUUUCCCUGUGGAUUCCCUUCAGCAGCCUUCAAAUCAAAUCAAAUUACUUACUUACAAGCCCUUAACCAACAAUGCAGUUUUAAGAAAGAAUACAAAAAAAUACUACAAAUAAUAAGAAAUAAAAGUAACAAAUAAUUAAAGAGCAGCAGUAAAAUAACAAUAGCAAGGCUAUAUACAGGGGGUACCGGUACCGAGUCAAUGUGCGGGGGCAACGGUUAGACGAGGUAAUUGAUGUAAUAUGUACAUGUAGGUAGAGUUAUUAAAGUGACCAUGCAUAGAUAAUAAACAGAGAGUAGUAGCAGCGUAAAAGAGGACGGGGACGGGGGGGGGGGGGCAAUGCAGAUGUUCAGGAGUCUUAUGGCUUGGGGGUAGAAGCUGUUUAGAAACCUCUUGGACCUAGACUUGGCGCUCCGGUACCGCUUGCCGUGCGGUAGCAGAGAGAACAGUCUAUGACUAGGGUGGCUGGAGUCUUUGACAAUUUUUAGGGCCUUCCUCUGACACCGCCUGGUAUAGAGGUCCUGGAUGGCAGGAAGCUUGGCCCCAGUGAUGUAAUGGGCCAUACACCUUGCAGUGGUUGCAUCACUGCCAUACCAGGCAGUGAUGCAACCAGUCAGGAUGCUCUCGGUGGUGCAGCUGUAGAACCUUUUGAGGAUCUGAGGACCCAUGCCAAAUCUUUUCAGUCUCCUGAGGUGGAAUAGGUUUUGUCGUGCUCUCUUCAUGACUGUCUUGGUGUGCUUGGACCAUGUUAGUUUGUUGGUGAUGUGGACACCAAGGAACUUGAAGCCCUCAACCUGCUCCACUACAGCCCCGUCGAUGAGAAUGGGGGGCGUGCUCGGUCCUCUACUUUUUCUUGUAGUCCACAAUCAUCUCCUUUGUCUUGCUCACGUUGAGGGAGAGGUUGUUGUCCUGGCACCACACGGCCAGGUCUCUGACCUCCUCCCUAUAGGCUGUCUCGUCAUUGUCGGUGAUCAGGCCUACCACUGUUGUGCCAUCGGCAAACUUAAUGAUGGUGUUGGAGUCGUGCCUGGCCAUGCAGUCAUGAGUGAACAAGGAGUACAGGAGGGGAAUGAGCACGCACCCCUGAGGGUGUGUUGAGGAUCAGCGUGGCAGAUGUGUUGUUACCUACCCUUACCACCUGGGGGCGGCCCGUCAGGAAGUCCAGGAUCCAGUUGCAGAGGGAGGUAUUUAGUCCCAGCGUCCUUAGCUUAGUGAUGAGCUUUGAGGGCACUAUGGUGUUGAACGCUGAGCUGUAGUCAAUUAAUAGCAUUCUCACAUAGGUGUUCCUUUUGUCCAGGUGGGAAAGGGCAGUGUGGAGCGCAAUAGAGAUUGCAUCAUCUGUGGAUCUGUUGGGGCGGUAUACAGAUAGGAGUGGAUCUAGGGUUUCUGGGAUAAUGGUGUUGAUGUGAGCCAUGACCAGCCUUCAAAGCACUUCAUGGCUACAGACGUGAGUGCUACGGGUCGGUAGUCAUUUAGGCAGGUUACCUUAGUGUUCUUGGGCACAGGGACUAUGGUGGUCUGCUUGAAACAUGUUUGUAUUACAGACUCAGACAGGGAGAAGUUGAAAAUGUCAGUGAAGACACUUGCCAGUUGGUCAGCGCAUGCUCGGAGUACACGUCCUGGUAAUCCGUCUGGCCCUGCGGCCUUGUGAAUGUUGACCUGUUUAAAGGUCUUACUCACAUCGGCUACAGAGAGCAUGAUCACACAGUCGUCUGGAACAGCUGAUUCUCUCAUGCAUGUUUCAGUGUUACUUGCCUCGAAAGCGAGCAUAAAAGUAAUUUAGCUCGUCUGGAAGUCUUGUGUCACUGGGCAGCUCGCGGCUGUGCUUCCCUUUGUAGUCUGUAAUAGUUUGCAAGCCCUUCCACAUCCGACGAGCGUCUGAGCCGUUGUAGUACGAUUCGAUCUUAGUCCUGUAUUGACUCUUUGCCUGUUUAUUGGUUCGUCGGAGGGCAUAGCGGGAUUUCUUAUAAGCUUCCGGGUUAGAGUCCCGCUCCUUGAAAGUUGCAGCUCUACCCUUUAGCUCAGUGCGGAUGUCGCCUGUAAUCCAUGGCUUCUGGUUGGGGUAUGUACGUACAGUCACUGUGGGGACAACAUCAUCGAUGCACUUAUUGAUGAAGCGAGUGACUGAUGUGGUGUGCUCCUCAAUGCCAUCGGAAGAAUUCCGGAAUAUUUUCCAGUUUGUGCUAGCAAAACAGUCCUGUAGCUUAGCAUCUGCUUCAUCUGACCACUUUCUUAUUGAACGAGUCACUGGUGCUUCCUGCUUUAGUUUUUGUUUUAAGCAGGAAUCAGGAGGAUAGAAUUAUGGUCAGAUUUGCCAAAUGGAGGACAAGGGAGAGCUUUGUAGGCGUCUCUGUGUGUGGAGUAAAGGUGGUCUAGAGUUUUUUUCGCUCUGGUUGCACAUUUAACAUGCUGGUAGAAAUGAGGUAAAACGGAUUUAGGUUUCCCUGCAUUAAAGUACCCGGCCACUAGGAGCGCCGCCUCUGGAUGAGCGUUUUCCUGUUUUCUUAUGGCCGUAUACAGUUCAUUGAGUGCGGUCUUAGUGCCAGCAUCGGUUUGUGGUGGUAAAUAGACAGCUACGAAGAAUAUAGAUGAAAACUAUUUUGGUAGAUAUUGUGGUCUACAGCUUAUCAUGAGAUACUCUACCUCAGGCGAGCAAAACCUCAAGAUUUUCUUAGAUAUCAAUCACCAGCUGUUGUUUACAAAUAUACAUAGACCGCCACCCCUUGUUUUACCAGAGGCUGCUGUUCUAUCGUGCCGAUACAGUGUAUAACCCGCCAGCUGUAUGUUAUUCAUGCCAUCGUUCAGCCACGACUCAGUGAAACAUAAGAUAUUACAGUUUAUAAUGUCCCGUUGGUAGGAUAUACGUGCUUGUCCACUUUCUUAUCAAGCUAUUGUACGUUGGCCAAUAGUAUCGAUGGCAAAGGCAGAUUAGCCACUCGUCGCCGGCUCCUUAACAGGCACCCCGAUCUCUUUCCGCGAUAUCUCCUUUUCUUUCUACUGCGAAUGACGGGGAUGCGGGCCCUGUCGGGUGUCUGGAGCAAAUCCCUCUCGUAAGAACUCAUUAAAGAAAAAUUAUUCGUCCAGUUCAAGGUGAGUAAUCGCUGUUCUGAUGUCCAGAAGCUCUUUUCGGUCAUAAAGACAGUAGCAGCAACCUUAUGUACAAAAUAAGUUACAAACAAUGCAAAAAAAAAUUUAAACAGCACGGUUGGUUAAGAGUCCAUAAAACUGCAGCCAUCCCCUCUGGCACCAUUAUAACUGUGUGCGGAAGUGCGCAGAGUGUGCAUUUAUCAGGGUUACCACAGUUCCCUGUGUGUUUGAGCCAUGGGCUGCCACGGCAGCGCAUGAGUACACAGAUUCCAGGGUACUGCAGGUUUUCCUGUGGAUUUGAGCCUCGGGCUGCUGUGGUUCACGGACUCUGGUCAAUGCUAUGCAGCGCACGUGUGCGCUUUGCCAAGUUACAGCAGCUGUUCUGUUGUUGUGGACUUCCGGUUCCUUGUAUGAGUUCUGGCAUUUCAGGCUUGUAAGGUAGUAUUGUGCUCUGUGUGGGACGUUUCUUGGAACUGUGGUGUCUAUGGACUUGGGCUGCAGCGUGUCAGUGCACAUAGCCAAGUUGCAGCAUUUUCUGGUUCCCUGUAUGGGGCACUGACAGUUCAGGCCUCAUAAGGCUCUGACAGUUCAGGCGUCUCAGGUAAGUAUUAGACCCCCUUUUGGAGCCAGUGGAACCUCUGUGUGAUUGGGCUACCGUGUGCCUCCUAGUUUGCUACCCUCUGAGCCGGCUUGGGGCGGGAUUAUGUGUCCCCAUAGUAUGUUAUAUCAAGUUACCGACUGAAAGGGAACGUACUGUUGUGAAUAUAACUACCUGUUCCCUGAAGGAGAGAACAAGGUAUAACAUAUUUUGGCCCCGCGCCGUCAGGGGGUUUGAGCUCGCUCAAGAGCGGUACUGAAUUGACUAAAUUAAUGCGAGCCCUGGUGUUAUAGCCAGGAAGGCGAGGCUUCCGAGGCAGGCUCUGCAUUCAUUGGCCCGUUGGGCUUGUUUUUUGCUUUCUUCAGGUGAAUGUGAUUGGUCCUUGACUCCCCAUAGUAUGAUAACUAGAACAGUAGUUAUAUUCAUAACUCUACGUUUUGUGCUGACCAUUUCAGAUGCAAGGCAGUCAGAUAUUAGGAUACAGUUACUUUGGAAACUGUGACCUUCAGGAAAGGUGUGUUUUUGAGUAUGAUGGUAAGUAACACAGAAGUUUAAUAAUACGUAACUGUCUGGCUUUUUGUAUGUAGAAAUUAUGCCAUUCAUAUGGAAUCAUAUAGAGCCUUGGCUUUAUUGCAAAAUGUGCAGAUUCCAGUACCAAGCAUCUCAUUCGGCAGCUUGUGUCUAAGUCAGUCCAGCCAAGAGACUCUGUGACUCUGAACUGUACAAUACACACUGAGACCUGUGCAGGAGAACAGUGUCUAUUGGUUCAGACAUGGCUCAGGAGAAUCCCGUUCAGGAAUAAUUUACACCCAUGGAUACAGGAGUGAUCAGUGUGAGAAAAGCCCUGAGACUGGGUCUCCUACACAGAACUGUGUCUACAACCUCCCCAGGAGGAACCUCAGCCUCUCUGAUGCUGGGACUAACUACUGUGCUGUGUCCUCAUGUGGGGAGAUACUGUUUGGGAACAGGACCAAGCUGGACAUUCAAGGUAAUUUCUUUCACUUAUUUUACCAAUUUACCAUUUCCAGAGUUUUAUAGCAUGCAUAAUUGGUAACCUGUAUUGUAAGAUAAAGUGUACUAUUACCUGAUAUUAUUCCAAUAAAACAUUAUAUUAUUAGAUACAUAGAUUAUUAUUUAUUUAUGUAUUUAUUAUUAGAUACAUUAUUAUAUUUUAACGAUCAGAGACCUGAUCUCUAAGUAAAAGGUUGCAUAAAAUGCCCAAAAAUUGGAUAAUAUCAUUUUAUCCUCACACGGGGCACCAAGUAUAGGUACAGGUAUUAUUAACUACACCAUUUGUUUUGGUCAGCAACCUUACCAAUUCCUUCAUUUGAAACUUAGAUAUUAUUUUUCUCCUUCUCAAGAGAAUCAAACCCGAUUGCUGAUCUACAUAAUGUUUGUUCUGAUUGUUAUCAUCUUGAUCGUAACAAACAUUCUCUCUGUUACAUUCUCAAGCAGAAUUACAACCCAGAUUACAAGAGGCCAGAUAGACAGACCUGAGCGUCCUGUUGGGCUGACACUAUUGUUUUUAGCUUCUAUGAUCAAAUGUAAUGCAGCGAAGCUCACAAUACCUUUAAGGUAUACUAUAGUGUGACUAAAAGCCAAUGCUCCUGCCAACCAUGUGUUCUUCCGUUCAGUGAUCUACCUGGUGCAGUCAGAGGAGUGCCCCCUAUUGGUUAACAACCACCAACUCCAGCCAAUUGUUAUUCCACACAAGGGGGGUGGAUAGAAUGCCCAAUAGAAUGAUUAGACCCAACUGUAAUGGGUGUCAUCACUGUGAAAAUAGAUUUUUUUGUAUAUUUACUGUAAUCCAGACCCUUUAUUUAAACGUUAUUACUUUAAAAUGGAAAAUAUACAGUAUGUUUGACCAACUUAAAAUGGUCAGUUCUGGGAACCUCUAUGAUGAUAAACUACAGUCUAUAACUAAUAUCUUAUCAUUCUCUCUCAAACCAAAUGAAAGAGUGGAAAAUCAGGGAUUGGUUUUAAGAAAAAAACUAUCUGUGGUCAUUGUAUGCCUCUAUGGCUCUCACACCAUGUCCCGCCCCUAAUCAUAAAUUCACUUUCUAAUAAAGAUGUAGUCCUUCCUUCAUGGACUGGCAGUGUAGCUCUAAGCACAGAAUGGCACGCAUAUGUUUAUCAGCUCUUGUCAUCUAUGGCUUGUGUAAGUUAUCUAAGUCAUUACGAGUUUAUGAUUCAUAGUUGAGACUAGGUUUAGGUAUAGUAGUGCAUGAGUGAACAGAAAGUUCUAUGUUUGGAAUUGUUUCUAAACCUUUGUCUUCUCUCUUUCAGAUCUGACCCCUGUUGUGUCGGUCUCUCCUCCUCCCUCAGUGGUGGUCCAUCCUGGAGAUAAUGUCACUUUGCAGUGCACCAAUGUCACUGGAGCUCCAGGACACGUUGGCUGGUUCAAGCAAGUCAACUACUCAGAGCCCCUAGGCAUCGCGUCUAUGUUCAGCUCUGAGUCAACUGUCCAGCAUCACAAUGGUUUUCAGCCCAGCCAUAUGGAAAUGUUUGUCAGCCAUAGAAUAAUCUUCCUCAAAAUCACAGAGUUGGAUGUAGCUGAUUCUGGUCUUUACUUCUGUGGAAUGUUGGAUAAAUACGUCAUUUUCACCAAUGCAACUCUCCUGAAGGUCCAAGGUAAUCUUUUCAACAACUUGUCUGCUAUGACUCCAAAUGCACUAACAUGUAUAUGAGGUAUCAGAGAUAUUAUUGAGAAAAUGUUGGAGAUAUAAUACUAUCGUACUACAGUGGGAAUAACAGUGGGAAUAUUUAUCUCUCCUAAUCUUCCAAAAGGUCACAAAGAUUCUGAAAAGGACCUUACAGAGCAUUGUGAAGAAGGUAUGUUUAUUCUGUUAUUUUAAGUGAGAAUCUUUCGUAAAUGAAUUUAUAUGAUGUACCAUGAAAGUACCACAGAAUAUAAAUAAAGUACAACAGCGUCUUAUAGCAACCUAGACUGAGAAUUCUUGUUAUUUCAGUUGCUGAUCAACAAAUGAGAAUCCUGGUCCUUCUCUCCAUCAUAAGAACUGGAGUUCUCCUCUGCUGUCUGACCAGCUUCAUCAUCAUCUACACCACCAGGAAAUAAAUAAAGCUAAGGCCAAUGUCAGUAGAGUAUAUGUAGUAUGUUACUUGCUUUCACCAAAUCCCUAUGUACAGGGGUGUCAGUUGGGUGUGGCAGGGUAUGGCAGUCAAACAUGUAAAAGUAGGCUACAAAAAGGUAGACUAAAAUCAUUCUAAUCCUAAUUAAAAUACAACGGAUGUUUAGCAUAUUGAUUGGCUGGGUUAAGGACCAUGCGGAGCAUCGCUAGGGGAGAAGCUGCCAGCCUGUGCGCCUUUUCUCUCACUUUAAGAAUGCAGAGCAGUGCCAGGAAGUUUGCUUUGCUGGUCAGCCGUUUAGGCAGUGCGCCGAUUGCUUUGAAUUUGAUGUCGCAUUUGAACUCGGCCAUGUAAGCCUUGCCGCCAGUUGUUUUAUGCACCGGUUACAUCCAUAUUGAUGUCGGCACAAUUAGCUAUAUAAUUACUCGUGCCUGUACAGAAACAAAUAAAAUCAUUCAAAAUACAACACCAGAGAGCAUGAUUUGGCCACAGAGUAUCAUCUUAUUUAAAAAAUGAGCUGUGGAUUGUUUUAAACGUGCAAUUUGAGCAGUGCACGCGGCAAUACAAAUAGCCUACCAAAUUGCUUAUUGUUGAGUUGUGGCGGUUAGUGAAAAGCUGUUAAAUAUGCCUAGGCCUAUCGUAUUUUUCAAAAUACAAUCGUAAGGAAAACAUAGUUCAGAAAGCAAAUGGCUAUUGCUGAAAAGAGAACACAAUAAAAAGCCAAAUCUGUCUCUACCAAUUGAGCGAACAGUAGCUUAUGUUGUUGGCACCAGCGGAGGCCAAAGCCCUGGUGAGCGCGAGCAUAUUCACUGUCUUUAUCAUUGGAUCAGUACCACUGGAACGUUUUUUGGGGACAAUAAUUUCCUCCUUCAGGCUAGAUGGACAUCAUAUUGUACAAUUUGUGUCUCCCCUUUCCGUAGGCCAGAUUAGAUGGUUGCAUUCAAGACAAGGUCACUUUUAAUGAUCUGUUGUCAGUGUCACCAGAGUAGGAUACUAAUUUGUUUAUAAAAGGCCACAUUUUUCCUGUGCAAAGAAUGGAGAAGAAACAUCUCCUAUUAGACCUACGUGUUCAGAACUGUCUGUUUUGCUAAGAGUGAUUGAGUUAUAUUAUUAGCCUAAAUUCUGACUAUGCAAUCUACUCAUCACAUUAGGAAUAGUAGCCUAUCUUACAUUGGUCUGCAAAUGCGAUGCUAGAUGUAUGAAAUCCUUCAUUAUAAAGGUGCAAUUUUAUGGUGAAGAAAUAUCUUCCCCAAACUAUGGAUGUCUGCAUUUGAUGUCGGCCUUGUUGUGACUUGAUAGCAUGUAUUAUGCAUCUAUUUCACAUUGCACUGUAUGUGCCGUUCCACUAGUAAAUAAGUCCAUUUAUGAUGAGAUUGAGUAUAUACUAUAGUGUUUGACAUUUUAUAGGUCACUUUCAAUAAAACAUCACAAUAAGGUGUAGAGCGCUCAAUUUGCCUGCUGGGGGGCAAGGAGGCCCACAGCUCCGCUAAUAUCAUCACCUCUUGAAGUGCAUAGUCAGACCUACACAUUUCCUGAUUAUUCCAUGCAAAACAAUUGUGCACAUUUAGCUCCAUCAUCAGAGUUAUACAGCAAGUAACUGUAUGCUUUUCAUGAUCAGUAAACAUCAAUUCAUCAUUGAUCAAUUGAUCAUUUGCAGUGAUAAUUAAUGGCUGUUUUUGUUUUUGCUGUUCUCCAAAUAGCAUUUUAGAGUUUAUAAAUUGUGUAGAAAUGCAGUAAAUCAGCGUCAACUUCCACCACCCCCCCCUGAAAAAAAUAUCCCCCCCACCCUCACUUUGCCAUAUCCUAGGUUUAGCUGAACUGACGCCACUGCAUGUGUAUGCACCUGUAUAAGCAGUGUUUAAUUUGACACUCAAAUUAUACACCUCUCAGUUGUGGACUGUUUCGCUCCAGAACCUAUUUGGCUGGAUCCGGUACCUCUACUUGUGAAAAGAAAUAGCUGUUUGCAAUGUAAGCUGAACUGAUGCCACAGCAUGUGAAUGCAUCUGUAUAAGCAGUGUUUAAUUUGAGCAUGAUCCUGUUCCGCAAGAAUCCGGCUCAAAUUAUACACCUCUCAGUUGUGGACUGUUUCGCUGAGAAACAACCUCUCCUGAAGGUCCAAGGUAAUCUUUUCAACAACUUGUCUGCUAUGACUCCAAAUGCACUAACAUGUAUAUGAGGUAUCAGAGAUAUUAUUGAGAAAAUGUUGGAGAUAUAAUACUAUCGUACUACAGUGGGAAUAACAGUGGGAAUAUUUAUCUCUCCUAAUCUUCCAAAAGGUCACAAAGAUUCUGAAAAGGACCUUACAGAGCAUUGUGAAGAAGGUAUGUUUAUUCUGUUAUUUUAAGUGAGAAUCUUUCGUAAAUGAAUGUAUAUGAUGUACCAUGAAAGUACCACAGAAUAUAAAUAAAGUACAACAGCGUUUUAUAGCAACCUAGACUGAGAAUUCUUGUUAUUUCAGUUGCUGAUCAACAAAUGAGAAUCCUGGUCCUUCUCUCCAUCAUAAGAACUGGAGUUCUCCUCUGCUGUCUGACCAGCUUCAUCAUAAUCUACACCACCAGGAAAUAA
Messenger RNA from Coregonus sp. 'balchen', 13072 nucleotides. The record is from the annotation of a GenBank genome assembly. NCBI's taxonomy places the organism in Eukaryota, Metazoa, Chordata, Actinopteri, Salmoniformes, Salmonidae.